Molecule: messenger RNA, 814 nt
Organism: Caenorhabditis elegans
Lineage: Eukaryota; Metazoa; Nematoda; Chromadorea; Rhabditida; Rhabditidae
Product: T20D4.11-like domain-containing protein
Exons: 4
Coding region: 119-676 (185 amino acids)
Source: RefSeq, marked reviewed
GUUUCUCUUCGGUGGUUUUUUCAUUCAAUCUCUCCAAUUUUUCUCUUGCUUUGAUAUCCAAUUGAUACGAGUCUACGUGGAGCUCACUGAGCAAAUCGUAGAAAUAUUCAGAUUUCAGAUGCUUCGGGUUCUAACAUUGAUACUCUUUCUUGUCUCCUUGUCAUAUGGAUUUCUUGAAGAAGCCGAAGGUGUAGACCCUGGGAAUCGAGUAUGUGAUCCAGAUGAAGAACGAGCUGCACAGAGCUGUAAAAAUGGAGUCACAGUAUUGUCUGCAACAUUCGAGUCAAUUCAAGGCCAACACGAGUCAUUCACGGCGAGCGAUCACAUUGGAAUCAAUCAAAAUUGCAAGACUUCAUUGACAUGCCUGAAAACCAAUGUUGGAUGCUCCAAUAUUUCUCAGAAUGACGUGGACACCUUAACCAAAAAAUGCGAUUACAUGUUAUACCUAACUGGUGGAUUUUAUGCGUGUUCUCAAAAAUUGAAAAAUCGAAAGGACAACUCGUUGUGCGUGGAAAACUUUUUUGAUAAUGCAGAGGUUUCUAAAGAUACACAAUGCACAAAUUGGAGCGAUAACCGUGCCUGCCUAAAAUGGACGAUUCGAGAUGCAUGUGGAAGAAGUUAUUGGAAACAAUACAAACCUUAUUGGCACUUGAAACAUUCAUUGAUGGGAUGCUAGAGACAAUAGAAAACAAGUUGAAUUGUACAAAAUGAAUAAGUUUUUAUUUAAUUUAAUAUAGUUUUAUUAUAUGUUGCAACAAAAUUGAAGUUUUAAAGUUUUUUAAUAAAGUAAUAAUGAAAAGAUAAAACAUAUUUU